AUGGAGUAUGAUCAUACAUCGGAUUUACAUCAGGAUUUUUUAAAUUUACUUGAAAAUUCCGAGGAUUAUAAUGUGAAGUUUGAGAUUGGAAAAGAACCAAACAUUAAGGAAUUUGAAGCACAUUCUAUUAUAUUAUCUGCUAGGUCAACUUAUUUUCAGAGAACAAUUUCAAAAUAUUGGAAUGAAGAAAAAGAGGUUCUCGUUUUCAAAAAGCCAAACAUUUCCCCUUUGAUAUUCGAAAUCCUUUUAAAGUAUAUUUAUACAGGAACACUUUCUGUGGAUGAUGAAGCUAGUUUUGCUGACGUUAUCGUUGCAGCGGACGAAUUUGAAUUACAGACCCUUGUACAACAACUUGAAAAGCAUUUAAUUCAAAAUGAAUCAGCAUGGCAACUACCAAAAGAUUUUAUCACAAUUUGUCAACACAAACAAUUUCCUAAUUUGGGUAAAUAUGCAUUAGACUUGGCGUUCAGAGGUCGAUUUAAGAGUAUUCUUCCAAGUGGAUUGGACGCUGAGGUUGUUCGAUAUUUCCUGAAUCUAAACGCUAAUCCUUCAUUCAACGUUUUAAAACCAAGGGUAUCAGAUUAUCCAUUUGAUUCCAAGAUCGUUAAUGCCAAGGACGCGGCUUUAAUAUCGAGUUGGAUCGAUGAUAAACAGGAGAACCCCUAUCAUUUUAAUGAUUUACCUUACGAGUUUAAGCUUAUUUACCGUGCAAGUAGUGAGGGUUUUAGCGUUAAUAAUUUUCAUAACAAUUGUGAUGAUAAGGGUCCAACGGUGGUUGUCAUUAAGGUUCGCAAUUCGAAAGAAAUAAUCGGUGGAUACAAUCCGUUAGGAUGGCGCAGCAUCAAAACAGAAAAUGUGAGAAGCUACCUAUUAUCUUAUAAUGAUGAGCUUUAUUCAAAUCAUAAAUGCGAGACAUCAAGUAGUUUUAUAUUUUCACUAACAAAUCGAGAAAAACCUAUAUUAAGCAAAGUUUCUUCCAAAGAUGGAGCGAUCAUGUGGAGUAAAAGGAAAGGACCGUGCUUUUCGAAAGACUUAUGCAUUUACGAUGGUUCUUCGUCGGAAUCUUCGUAUAACAAUCUUUUUGGUUCAUGUAAACAAUGUUCCUAUGAAAAGGAAAUUACCCAUAGAAAAAAUUUUCAAUUAGAAGAUUAUGAAGUCUUUCAAAUCAUUAAUAAGGGAUGUAAUGCUAACAAGAAUGUUGAAAAUUUAAAUUAUAGAAAUGUUAGAAAUUGUUUAUCAAAGAGUUUGGAUAACGAUGAUAUUAACCUCGUUGAUAUCAUUAUCGCAGCGGAUGACUUGGGAUUAUCAAGAGUUGGUCAACAACUUGAACCAUUUUUACUUCAAAACGAAACGGCUUGGAACCUUCCAAAAGAUUUUCUUGCAAUCUGCAAACACAAUCGAUUUCCCGAUUUGGUUAAAUAUGCCUUGGAUUCUAUGUGUAAAGAUCCACAAAUCAUUUUUGAAUCCAAAGAAUUUUUACGAAUGGAAGAUAUGAACACGGAUAAUGAAAGAAGUCCCCUAUUGUCUUUUGAUUAUUCUUUACAUAAAACAUCAAAUAGUUUUAUCUUUUCAUUGACUAAUAGAUCGAUUCCUAUAUUAAGUCGAGUUUCUUCUAAACGCGAAGCUAUCCUUUGCGAUACAAGCAGAGGUCCACGCUUUGGUUUGAAAGAUUUAUGCAUUAAUGAUGUUCUUUCACGGGAAGGAAUUUCUCAUGGCAUUAUCGUUGGUACAAGUAAACUACAUUCUUAUGAAAAAAAAAUUAUUCAUGACGAAACCUUUGAGAUAGAGGAGUAUGAAGUAUUUCAAAUUAUUGAUACGGUUUCUGAAUUAAUGCAUGACGAGAAUAGUCAUCUAUUAUCACCUAGUUAUUCUUUAUACAAAACAUCAAAUAGUUUUAUAUUUUCAUUAACUAAUAGAGCGAUUCCUAUAUUGAGCCGAGUUUCUUCUGAAAAUGAAGCUAUCCUUUGCAGUAAUAGCAAAGGACCAUGCUUUGGUUUGAAAGAUUUAUGUGUUACCCAUUCUCUUAGUAAUAUUGUCGGUAUAAGUAGGCAAUAUUCUUAUGAAAAGAAAAUUAUUAAUAACGAAACUUUUGAAAUAGAGGAAUACGAAGUAUUUCAAAUUCUUGAUAAGAGAUCUGACUCAUUAUAA
This is a messenger RNA of Funneliformis caledonium, 2148 nucleotides long. The record is from the annotation of a GenBank genome assembly. Lineage: Eukaryota; Fungi; Glomeromycota; Glomeromycetes; Glomerales; Glomeraceae.